CCUCCUAUCUUCUGUCAUCCAUGAAGCUCAUGCUUCUGGUUUUGACCGUUACCCUGACACUGGCCCAGGCCGCCAAAGUCAUGAAGUGUUGGCGCAGUGUGGGAAUUUGCAGAACCACGUGUGAACAGGGUGAAGUAUUCCACAUAUUAUGCAAUGCUGAGGCCAAGUGCUGCGUGAAUCCGAAGUACGUGCCUGUCAACACUAAAUCCUCAAACUCAGCUGGAAGCCUGGGAUAACCUUCUGCAGCCCGACAGGUCGUAGCCAACCCGAGUCUAACAUCACUGGAUCCCACAGUUCUAUUAAAUCAUU
Messenger RNA from Myotis davidii, 309 nucleotides. RefSeq names its product defensin beta 121 (gene DEFB121). Gene Ontology annotation, cellular component: extracellular region. Gene Ontology annotation, biological process: innate immune response. Bases 21 to 236 code for a protein of 71 amino acids. The record is from RefSeq and is a predicted model, not a curated record. NCBI's taxonomy places the organism in Eukaryota, Metazoa, Chordata, Mammalia, Chiroptera, Vespertilionidae. The transcript is spliced from 2 exons.